This is a messenger RNA of Mauremys mutica (yellowpond turtle), 1549 nucleotides long. It is a transcript of the gene AGMAT, whose product is annotated as agmatinase. NCBI's taxonomy places the organism in Eukaryota, Metazoa, Chordata, Testudines, Geoemydidae. The coding region runs from base 127 to 1296 and encodes 389 amino acids. The record is from RefSeq and is a predicted model, not a curated record. The transcript is spliced from 7 exons. Gene Ontology annotation, molecular function: metal ion binding; agmatinase activity.
AGGAGGGAGGGGGGUAGAAUAAGUACUGUGUGUCUGCUACCCCUGCCUCUCUCUGCUUUGAACCUGCAGGGCCAGCUGUGGCCGUGGUGCUGUGCUGGGGGAGGAGGGUUAAGCAAGGGGUGCAGGAUGGAGCCCCUCUUCGUGCAUGGCAGCCAGCUGCUCCGGAGAAUGCUCUGCCCUCGGAGGUUCUCGGCAACUUUCCUGGCAGCCAAGCUCCAGCCACCCAGAGCUAGCCUGUGUGUGUGGGUCACAGCUCACCCUGCUGCAGCUGGCUCCCUGCCUGGCUUCCAGCGUGGGGGCUCGGAGAGCCUGCUCGCUGGGCACAGUGCCCCUCGCCGCUUCCUCGCUGGCUCUAGCUUCAAUCUGCCUCCCAGUGCUCAGCUCGUAGCCAGGCCCGUGGGGGUCUGCUCCAUGAUGAAGCUGCCCGUUCAGACUUCACCAGAGGGACUAGAUGCUGCGUUUGUUGGGGUGCCCCUUGACACGGGAACCUCCAACCGUCCUGGCGCAAGGUUCGGCCCUCGCCAGAUUCGAGCCGAGUCGUGUAUGGUGAGGACCUAUAACCCCAGCACUGGGGCAGCACCUUUCCAUUCCCUCAUGGUUGCUGACAUUGGUGAUGUGAACGUGAACCUCUACAACCUGCAGGACAGCUGCAGGCAAAUCCGAGAAGCCUAUCAGAAGAUUGUGGCAGCCGGCUGCAUUCCCCUCACGCUGGGUGGCGAUCACACAAUAACAUACCCGAUCCUGCAGGCAGUGGCAGAAAAGCAUGGUCCCGUGGGACUGGUGCACGUGGAUGCUCAUACCGACACAGGAGACACAGCGCUGGGGGAGAAGAUCUACCAUGGGACGCCAUUCCGACGCUGUGUGGACGAGGGGCUCCUGGAUUGCAAACGCGUGGUUCAGAUCGGAAUCAGAGGCUCCUCCUAUACCCCGGAUCCCUACAAAUACUGCCGGGACCAGGGUUUCCGUGUCAUCCUGGCUGAAGACUGCUGGCUGAAGUCCUUGGUGCCACUGAUGGCGGAGGUGAGAAAGCAGAUGGGAGCCAAGCCCAUUUACAUCAGCUUUGAUAUUGAUGGAUUAGACCCUGCAUACGCCCCUGGCACAGGGACACCUGAAAUUGCUGGUCUCACACCUGCUCAGGCUUUGGAGAUCAUUCGUGGGUGCAAAGGACUGAAUAUAGUGGGAUGUGACCUUGUUGAAGUUGCACCAAUCUAUGAUGCUUCUGGUAACACAGCCCUCAUGGGAGCAAAUCUGCUGUUUGAAAUGCUGUGCGCUCUCCCGCGAGUCAAAACGAUUUAAAGCCGUGUAGGGCGGCUCCAGCUUAUGCAAAUCAAGUCACGACCCCUAUCUCUUCACCUACACGAUGAGUUUAAUAUUCCCAGCCUUUCCGCGCAAAUACUUCGACACAAUACGAAUGGAGAAAAAAGCCUGAAUGGAACAACUCAGUCCGAUUUUGCUUUUAAUUUCUGCCCUCCCUCACUCUCUGCAGGUAGAGAAGGGGCGAGGGAAAGCUAAGCUUUGUGGUAGAGAAUAAAAACCAUUCCUCACCAGA